CGUAAAUACGUCCGGUUGUAAAAUUUGCUUAAUAUGUAUAUUUAUACAUUUGUCGAAUAUUUGUGUUUGUAUACUGUAAUAUUUAAAUGCUGGGAAGUUACAGCACAACCAACAGCAGCAACAACAACCUGUCAGCCAAGUGCAAUUGUAUUAAAUAUCAGCGUUGACACACCUGUUGGUAGCAACGAAAACGUUUCCAUUUCAUGCAUUAACUGGAACAACAGAAAGGUUUAUCUGGCGCUUAGAGUCAACGUGAAAAACGUGAAAAAAUACUUCGAUAUACGUGACCACGUGAUUAAUGGUUCUCAUUAUGUGCUCUUUACAAUUAACAGCAUACUUCAAGUAAAUAGUUGGAAUUUAAUCAUUGAUGCCAAGGACCAGAAUUCAAAGAAAAUAUUGAACGCAAUACCUGUUCACAUCUAUGCGUUUGAAGUAAAUAAUCGGCCUAGUAUUUUACCACCUACGUUUUCUACAGCUGUAAAUGAGAAUGUUCCAUUAAGUACUGCAAUAGGCGAUUUCACUUUGUAUGAUCCAGAUACUGGAGAGAACGGCGAACUGGCGGUAUACAGUGACGAUCUACCUGAAGAAUUAGAAAUAGCCAGACUGACAAACUACACAAUACGGGUUAGGACAAGGAAACAUUUGGAUGCAGAAAAAUACAACAACUAUAACCAGACAGAGAAGUACAUUGUAGAAAGAAGUGAUACUGGUCCAGUCAUACGUUUUACAGUUUAUGUGAAAGAUAAGCCAGGGCUUACAUCUGCGUUAACUGUAAAUCUCACUAUCACUGAUAUCGGCGACGAAGAUCCAGUCUGCAGCAAAAAAUAUUUCGAAAUUAGAACUCCCGUCAAGAACAGCGGUGAUGUUAUUGCUUACCUGGACGAUACAUGUAUCGGCGGAAACUAUGUCAACAAAACAGUAUCUUAUUAUUUGAGAAUGGAUUUUUGCAGUAAUGCAUUUACAGUUGAAUCAUCAGGAAAAGUUAUCGUGAAAAAUGUUUCAAAAAAUUAUAAAGAGUGUGGGCUGGUAAUAGGUGUUGUUGAUGCUACCUUUCCGCAAUUAAGAGUCGACGUUUAUCUCAGUAUAUUUUUUCUAAAUUGUCUAGGUGACACAGACCACAUGAAUAGUCAUUGGAAAGGAGAAGUUUCAGGGAAUAAAACAAUUCGCCCUUGUCCGCCCGGAUAUGAUGGAAUAGUCACCAGAUAUUGUGAUGAAAGUGGAACAUACCGGGAACCAGUUUAUUACUGCACAAGUUCAGUGAUUGCUGAUAUAUAUAAUAACGUAGUGCAAGGCGGUGACAAUGUUAAUGUUACUGAGGCUUUAGAUGCGCUUGCAAAUGCCACAUCAGGAACAAGCAUGGGUAACUCUCUUUUGAUAGGUGACCUGGAUACGGUCACCGCUACGUUGUCAAAAAUAACAGAUAUCAUCACAGUGAACAUUACAAGUGUUAAUUAUCUAACGAACUCCUUCAUGGAAACCGCAAACAACAUUAUAGAAGAGAAAAUAACACCUACAUGGACGGUGAUGUUACAUGAGACUGGUUCCGGAGCAGACAGGGUUCUUCAAAAUAUAGACCGUUUUGUGGAGAAAAUUGUGAGCACAACGAAUGAUACUACCGUAUUUCCUAAAUCUAAUUUAUAUUUAAGGAUUGGGUCCCUUAAGGAAUGUGAGACAUUCAUUAACUUUCCUGACCGUGGCACUGAGACUAUGCCGGAAUGGGCGAACACAAGACAGGAUCGGCUCCUUAUUCAGUGUAACAACAGGACGUUCCAAUCUUUUAGUGGUGUAAUGUAUAGGAAUUUGUCAAAGAUUAUGCCCGCAACAACCAAAAGAUCUGAAGCUAUGCAACUGAAUGCACCGGUGAUAUCAUUUACGUUAUAUCCAAACGUGAAACAUCAGCUUGACAGUCCAGUCGAAAUCAGAUUCCAAUUAUACAAUAAACACUUUCAAAACGCAAGCUGUUCCUUUUGGACGCAAUCAGAUAGUUCUCAAGGCUUUUGGUCUGAAGAUGGUUGUCAACAACAACAACAAGAUGAUCAGAAAAAUGGCAUAGUAGUUUGCAUAUGCAAUCACCUUACAAACUUCGCCGUGCUUAUGAGUCCAUCAUCACCUUCUGUGGUGGUAGAAGACCAUGCCACCGCACUGUCUAUUAUAUCGAUAACUGGCUGUGUCAUCUCUAUGGUAUGUCUUUUCCUGAAUGUAACAAUCCAUGCAUAUUUCUGGAGAGUGAUAAAGUCCGUGAGGUCUAUAAUUCACAUCCAUUUGUCUUGCUCUUUGUUCCUUGCGUACAUUCUUUUUCUCACUGGGAUAAACAGAACGGGAAACGAGGAUGUUUGUAGAGCUAUGGCAGCACUCCUCCAUUUGAUGUUUCUGAUUGUCUUCUUCAUUAUGCUAACUGAAGGAUGUCAUUUAGCUUACACUGUUAUUAAACCCCUCAGUACUCGAACACCUGGUAUUCCUAUGCUGGUACUAUCAUACGUUCUUGCUGUUGUGAUUGUUGCGGCGUCCAUGGGAAUAGUUCAAAUGGAAGGAUACGGGAGUGAAAAUGUAUGUUGGCUGUCUACUGAAAACGGAUUGAUUUGGGCAUUCAUCGGACCUGUUCUUGCGGUCAUACUGAUAAACUUUAUUGUCGUUUGCAUGGUUAUUAGGGUUAUGUGUGGAACAACAGCAAUGUCAAGGAAAUCACUUACUGAAAGAGCAUGGGCUGCCUUGCGUGGUAUUUUAAUAUUAAUGCCAAUAAUGGGUUUGACAUGGGUGUUCGGCGUGUUCUCAGUCAAUAAGGACACUCUGGUUUUCCAGUACCUUUUCGCUACCUUAAACAGCUUACAGGGGUUGCUUAUAUUCGUUUUUCACUGUUUGAUGAACAAAAAGAUACGAGAUGCAUUCAGGACAAAGAGAAACACAUGGCGGACAUCGCGUAGUGCGGGACUGUCUGAAGGACCAAAGAUGAAAACAAAAGACACAGAUUUGUGAUGAUACGUGUAUGAACAACGUAGAUCAUCCGGGCAAUUGCGACGGCAAAGCAAUAUUCUAAGGAAAAUAAACGCUAACUUGAAUCCUAUGAAAAAAAAUCAAAUGUACAGAUCAUUUGUAUGUUUAUUAUGUUAGCAUCGGAAUUGGGUUGAUAUGCCGAAUGCACGCUGUACAGCUGCGUUUACUUGUAUAUAUUCCCCGAUGAUAUUUCGAUAUAUAUUUCAUGCUACGAUUAUAUUUCAUAACGAGAAAAAAAUGAAUAUCAAAAAAUAAUUAUUUCUAUAAAAGUGAAUCAAAACAAUGAACAAGUUAUUUAUCAUCUUUUUGUGAUACAACUCUGAUUUUCAUAUGAAUAGUAAAAAUGUUUGUGUUUUUUAAUAACCUUAAAUAAACAAUUAUUCAUGUUUACGCCUUAGGUUCGUUGAGUCAAGCAAAGGUGUAGUGUACACACUGUAGUAUCUAAAUAAGUGAAACAUUAAAUUCGGAGUGAUUUCAGUUUUGUCGAUGAACAAUUGUAUACCCAUUUAUUAUUUUGUAUUAUUUUCUUUCAUUACUUUUAAAUUCGUACAACAGGCAUUGGGUAUUAAUUAUGUCUCCCCCUACUGGCGGAGACAUAUUGUUUUUGCCCUGUCCGCCCGUCCUUCCGUCCGUCACACUUCAUUUCCGAUCAAUAACUGGUGAACCAUUUGACCUAGAACCUUCAAACUUCAUGGGAUGAUAGGGCUUACAGAUAAAAUGACCCCUAUUGUUUCUGUGGUUACUAGAUCAAAGGUCAAGAUUGCAGGGGCCUAAACAAAAAAAAAAACUUUUUCUGAUCAAUAACUUCAGAGCCACUUGACCCAGAAUAUUGAAACUUCAUAGGAUGAAUAAUCAUGUCGAGUAGUUGACCUGUAUUGCUUUUUUGGUCACUUGAUCAAAAGUCGAGGUCACAAGGACCAGAACAUGGAAAAUAGUUCCCGAUCGAUAACUUGAGAAUCAUUUUACCUAGUACCUUCAUACGUCAUAGGAUGAUAGAACUUAAACAGUAGGUGACCCUUAUUGGGGUCACUUGAGCUGAGGUCAAGGUUAGAGGGGCCUGAACAGUCAAUAACUUGAGAACCACUUGACCCAGAAUGUUAAAACUAAAUAGGAUUAUUAGACAUGCAGAGUAGACAAGCCCUACUGAUUUUAGGUUUACUCGAUCAAAGGUCAAGGUCACAGAGGACUGAACAUGGAAAACUGUUUCCAGUUUAUAACUUGAGAACCACUGGGCCCAGAAUGUUGAAACGUAGUGGGAUGAUUGGACAUGAGAAGCAGAUGGUCCCGAUUGCAGCCAACCAUCAGUGUCUCUUUGACUUUCGCUCUUGUCCCCUAUUGACUUCUGUCUAUAUAAUUAUGCAGAGGAGGAGACAUGCGCUUUUCUACAAAAGCAUCUUUCAGUUCACUUUUUUUUUAGUUUUUAAGCAGCGUUUAAUACCCUCUAACCAUGUUGAAUUAGUUUUGUAUUUAUUGUAAUUAUUUAAAACUAAGAUAGUAAUAUAUUAUGUCUUAAAUUUAUUCUUAUUACUCCAAGUACAUGUAGAAUCUAUAUAGAAUGUAUGAUUGUUUUUAUAUUGAUGUAUGUACUUUGAUGAGACUUUAAUAAACAAUCAAACACAAAGUUGUUCAAUGCUGUUGUCAACAAUUGCAUAAUAAUCGUAGUUUUACAGCCCGUCCUCUUCAUGACUCCAAGAAGUUUCAGUAUUUCAUACCCUGAGAUCAG
This is a messenger RNA of Mercenaria mercenaria, 4714 nucleotides long. RefSeq names its product adhesion G protein-coupled receptor L4-like. The coding region runs from base 34 to 2973 and encodes 979 amino acids. Gene Ontology annotation, biological process: negative regulation of angiogenesis; cell surface receptor signaling pathway; homophilic cell-cell adhesion. Gene Ontology annotation, molecular function: calcium ion binding; G protein-coupled receptor activity. The transcript is spliced from 27 exons. The record is from RefSeq and is a predicted model, not a curated record. NCBI's taxonomy places the organism in Eukaryota, Metazoa, Mollusca, Bivalvia, Venerida, Veneridae. Gene Ontology annotation, cellular component: membrane.